This is a messenger RNA of Blastomyces dermatitidis ER-3, 3216 nucleotides long. RefSeq names its product transcription initiation factor TFIID subunit 12. NCBI's taxonomy places the organism in Eukaryota, Fungi, Ascomycota, Eurotiomycetes, Onygenales, Ajellomycetaceae. Gene Ontology annotation, molecular function: TBP-class protein binding; protein heterodimerization activity; DNA binding. The record is from RefSeq and is a predicted model, not a curated record. Gene Ontology annotation, cellular component: SAGA complex; SLIK (SAGA-like) complex; transcription factor TFIID complex. Gene Ontology annotation, biological process: DNA-templated transcription initiation; RNA polymerase II preinitiation complex assembly. Bases 267 to 2354 code for a protein of 695 amino acids. The transcript is spliced from 2 exons.
AAGACCACCGCGCUUGAGGAGCAUCCUGAUUGGGCAACUUUCAACGUCAACUCUUCGACUUUGACUUCUGUAACGGAGUACAACAGCUAGUAACUUACGAGCAUAGCUGACUGAUAUAUUCACCACUACCUCCGCAUCGUCCUUGUUAUCCUUCCAACUCCCGAUAUAUACCUGUUAUCCUUAGCUACAUCCUCGAGCCGUAGCUGGAGGCCCUGUCCUUAACACCACCGCUCGGGAGUGCUACUCGCCGCCAAACUGCCAUCAAGAUGGAACCCUCCGCUCCGUCCAACCCGUCCAACCCGCCGAACCCCCCUCCUAAUCCCAAUAAUCCGAAUAAUCCUAACAAUCCUAACAACCCCAAUAAUCCUAACAAUCCCAAUAAUCCCAAUAAUCCACCAAAUCAAAGCUCUACUGCCCUCCCCGCCGCCCAGCAGCAGAACCUAAUCCGCACCGAUCAAGUUCAGAAACUCCCGCACCUGACCGAUUCGCAGAAAGCGACCAACACCCAGGUUGUGCGGAGUCUGUGGGAGACCAUCAACGCGCAUGCUCCGGGUACUGCCGAGUAUAACAACGCCCAUUCAAAACUAGCCGGCCUCUCACAGACACUCAUGCGUCAAAUGAAGACGUUUCAGUACAGGCAGAUGCAGCUUCAGCAGCAGCAGAAACAGAUGCAACAGGUGCAACAGUCGAGUCAGGGGCAAGGACCGAUGAAAAAUGAAGGCGCCCAGCCAGCCCAGAUGCAGCAACAGCAGCAACAACAACAACAGCAGCAGCAGCAGCCGCCGCCGCCGCCACGAGCGCAGCUGGGUCAAUCACAGUUUCAACAACUUUUGCCGCAGAUACAGGCUAAAGUGAACAGUUUUAGUUUCGUAUAUCCGCCCAAGAUCGAUAAGAUACAGGUUGAAGCGUGGCUGAAUGAUGCUAAGUUGCGAUAUGGCAUCGCGUUGCAGAAGCAGGAGUUGGGCAAAGCAAAGCUAGCCGAGUUACGCCAGGCGUACCAGCAGCGUCAGAGCGCGGGGACUUUGACGCCGGAGGAGAUGCAGGAUUUUAAGAAUCGACAGGUGACGGCCAAUAAGCUCUAUCAGGAGGGAAGUGAGUUCCUUAUCAAGUUUAAAGAGCAGCAGGACUCUUUUCGAGCUGGGCAGUCACAGGGGCAGGCGCAAACGCAGCUGCAGCCACAGCAGGUGGCGCAACAGCAAACAUCAAGCGUGCAUCAAAAUAGACCUGGGCUUGGUGGUCCCAGUCCUGUUCCUCCUCCGCAGCAACAACAACCACAAGGUCCAAUCGUGAAAACUGAGCCGGGCCUACCUGCUCAAGCGUCCAAUGGCCCAGCUCCCUACACUAUCAACUCUGCAGUAGCUGCGCGAAACCAGGCAGGUCAAACAACCAUGGCUCCUGCCACUUCACAGGCAGGCCAGCUCUCUUCACCGGCACCCGCGCAGAAUACCCCUACUUCACAAGUUUCUCAGUUUCCCGGGCGACCUCAGCAACACACCGCUCAAAACCCCCUACCGCAGCCACAGCAGCCGUACACUCAACAACCAUCACGAACUGAAUCCUCCAGUACUCCCAUAUCCGCUACGGCAACACAGAACAUCCCGGGCCAUCCACCAGGCCCACCUCGCCCCCUCUCCCAAGAAGCUGCCUUUCAACAGUCUGCCCAAAACUACUCAAAGUCAACUCAACAACCACCACUCACUCAACAGCAGCAGCAACAGCAACAACAGCCACCGCCACAGCCACAGCAACAGCAGCAGCAUCCACAGCAGCCGCAGCCUCCGAACCCCCACGCCCACCCGCAAGGCUACGCGCACAAUCGAACUGAUAGCAGCUCGCGCAGCGUGCACAUGACCAUUCCCAAAAACCUGAACGUCAAACCGCCUGAACCUGUCUCCAUGGAUCCUGCACGCCCUACAUUAUCUGGUGGGCCGAGCCAUGGCGCGAUGGGCGCGAUGGGCCAACCGGCUAUUCAGAAGCAUCCUGGAUAUGUACUUGAGGGGGAGGGCCAGCAUGUGCUUAGCAAGAAGAUGUUGGAUGUUCUUGUGAAGCAAGUUACGGGGGGUGGAGAGGGUCAGGGUCUUACUCCAGAUGCGGAAGAGUUCAUUCUCCAAAUGGCCGACGACUUCGUCGACGACGUCAUCACCGCUGCAUGCCGCUUGGCUAAACUCCGCCCAGCCUCCACACUUGACAUCCGCGAUAUCCAGCUAAUCCUCGAGCGUAACUAUAAUAUGCGCAUUCCGGGAUUCUCAUCGGACGACCUGCGUACAGUGAAGAAACCCCACCCUACACAGGGCUGGACGCAGAAGAUGUCUGCUAUUCAGGCUGCGAAGGUUACGCAGGGAAGGGCUGAAUAAAAUCUUCUUGUUCGAUUUGUUUUUCUUGAUGGUUGAUGAGGGAAUUGAACGGAAUUUUGGGGAGUGCUGGGGAAGAGUUGGGCUUGGGGUUUUUUGAUGUGGGGGUUGGUUGAGGCGUUAUGAAGAUGUCAUUCUGUUUGGCGCGUUUGUCCCAAGCAAAUCGGGCGUGAACGACAUCGAGGAGCACGUGUCGAGAUCAUGACCUUUCCAUUCCUGUUGGACCUCCUGGGAGGUUUUCUUUCUCUCUCCAUUUUCUUCUUUCUAAUGUCCAUGGGUGGGGUGGGGUGCUGGCUGGAAAUUAUUAUUUUUUUUUCUUUCCCUCUUUCUUAUGCCAUUUCUCCUUUUAAUUAUCUUUCCUCUGUGCUUGCAAAACUUCUGCUAUGAAAACUCAGGAUAUGUAAUCGGCGAAAAUCGGCGUGGUAAUUUUUGGAUCGUUGGAAUGAAUGAAUGGACGGGCGGAUUUGGGAUGGGUUGCAAAAUUUUCAAGGAUUUGCAUUCUUAUUGUUGUUUGUUUCCUUGAUUGAUUUGUGUUAUGUUUUCUGUUCUUCCUUCUUUUUAUUAUUUAUUUUGCAUUUAUUUUUAUUUUUAUUAUUUAUUUGUUUAUUCAGCCGUUUUACCCGCGGAUGUACUGUUAUCAUAUAUUCCUAGGGGAUAGAUGAUUUAUUGAGUGAAUGGUUUUAUUUAAUAAGAUCAGGACAUGUUACAAGGGGUUCAUUCAGUUCUCUGCCAGCCGAUCAUAUAACUAGAGGAUGGAUAAACUCCCUUCUUGAAUGUACUGUACAUCACUUAUUAAAGAAGCUGAAUAAAAAGAAUCUAAGUCUAUUUAAAAUUGUUAAAUUAGUGAGAAAUAUAUAUAUAGUAU